Messenger RNA from Salvelinus fontinalis (brook trout), 3007 nucleotides. RefSeq names its product TRPM8 channel-associated factor homolog. Bases 1337 to 2992 code for a protein of 551 amino acids. The transcript is spliced from 4 exons. The record is from RefSeq and is a predicted model, not a curated record. NCBI's taxonomy places the organism in Eukaryota, Metazoa, Chordata, Actinopteri, Salmoniformes, Salmonidae.
UAAGUAUAAAUAUAAUUGUAUUCAACAUUCUCGCUUGUAGAGACUCAUGCAUCUUUUUAGGGCGACUUAUUUCCCAGUUUGAUGUAUUAGGCAACCCUUCUGGGGGGUGGGACAGAAUGGCGGAGUGAGUGGUACCAUUAAAAUAAAAUGUUAUUUGUUACAUGCACCGAAUACAACAGGUGUAGACCUUGCAGUGAAAGGCUUACUUACAAGCCCUUUACCAACAAUGCAGUUUUAAGAAAAAUACACAACAACAAAAAGUUACAAAUAAUUACAGAGCGGCAGUAAAAUAACAAUAGCGAGGCUAUAUACAGGGGGCACCGGUUAGUCGAGGUAAUAUAUACAUGUAGGUAGGGUUAUUAAAGGAACUUAUGCAUAGAUAAUAAUAGAGUAGCAGCAGUGUAAAAGGGGGGAGGGGGAAAAUGCAAAUAGCCGGGGUAGCCAUUUGAUUAGAUGUUCAGUAGUCUUAUGGCUUGGGGGUAGAAGCUGUUUAGAAGCCUCUUGGACCUAGACUUGGCGCUCCGGUACCGCUUGCCGUGCGGUAGCAGAGAGAACAGUCUAUGACUAGGGUGGCUGGAGUCUUUGACAAUUUUUAGGUCCUUCCUCUGACACUGCCUGAUAUAUAGGUCCUGGAUGGCAGGAAGCUUGGCCCCAGUGAUGUACUGGGCUGUACGCACUUCCCUCUGUAGCGCCUUGCGGUCAGAGGCCGAGCAGUUGCCAUACCAGACAGUGAUGCAGCCAGUCAGGAUGCUCUCGAUGGUGCAGCUGUAGAACCGUUUGAGGAUCUGAGGACCCUUGCCAAAUCUUUUCAGUCUCCUGAGGGGGAAUAGGUUUUGUCGUGCCCUUUUCACGACUGUCUUGGUGUGCUUGGACCAUGUAAGUUUGUUGGUGAUGUGGACACCAAAGAACUUGAAGCUCUCAACCUGCACCACUACAGCCCCGUCGAUGAGAAUGGGGGCGUGCUCAGUCCUUUCCCGUAGUCCACCCUUACCACCUGGGGUGGCCCAGGAUCCAGUUGCAGAGGGAGGUGUUUAGUCCCAGGGUUCUUAGCUUAGUUAUGAGCUUUGAGGGCACUAUGGUGUUGAACGCUGAGCUGUAGUCAAUUAAUAACAUUCUCACAUAGGUGUUCCUUUUGCCCAGGUGUGAAAGGGCAGUGUGGAGUGCAAUAGAGAUUGCGUUAUCUGUGGAUCUGUUGGGCAGACUGUUCCAAGUAUGCUAAGUGGAAUGUAACACAGCUUGCUGCUCUGCUUGCUCUGAACUCCAUUUUCCUCUUGAUUCUGAUCGUCGGCGGUUGGUUUUCCUUUGUAUCUAGGAUCGUCAGCCUACUGACUAAGCCAUGACCCAAACCAGCAUGUCCCGUGAGGAGGCCUACACUGCCCUGAUGAGGGGGGUCAAGGAGCUGGACCUCAGCGGGCCAAACAUACCCAGCAACUUAGUACUGAUCGGCGACCAAGCCUUCCCGCUGGCCAUGAACGCCUGUGGCCAGGUCCUGAUGGCUGCCUCAUUCUACGGCCAAGGCCGGGUGGUGGUGCUGGGCCACGAGGGCUACCUCACCGCCUUUCCUACCCUAGUGGAGAAUGCCCUAACCUGGCUGACAGGCUCCUCCUGUGACAGCACUACUGUGGGCGUCCACCAGAGCUGUAAGGCCGUAGCCGACAACCUCAGCCACUCCAGCCUCCAACCCAAGGUGGGGGGCUUCUGCGAGGGCCUGGGAGUGUAUGUGACAGAUGCGUACUGCGUGGGCCCAGAGGUGAAGGAGCUGGUGGGGUUCCUGAAGGUGGGGGGCGGGCUGCUGAUUGCUGGUCAGGCGUGUAGCUGGGCGGAGGAACACCCCAAACAGAACACCCUGCUGGGUUUCCCUGGGAACAAGGUUUCCAGCGUGGCUGGCAUCUACUUCUCGGAGCACCUUGGGGAGCUGGGUACUCUCCCUGUGCCUCCACAGAUCCCUUCCAACUGGCUGGCUGUGGCGAUAGGCAAGGACUUCAAGGAUGACCUGGAGUUCCUGCUGGAGGGCGUGACUGAGUUUGAUAUCCAGGGCGAGUCUAUUUUCUCAGAGGUGCUGGUACACGGCCCUCUCGCAUUCCCCAUCGGCACCACAAAGGACUGCAGGUCCUUUCUGGCCGGGGCAUACUACGGCCAGGGCCGAGUCAUCUUGAUCUCCCACGAGGGAUUCUUGGGCCGAGAGCAGAUGUCCCCCUUCAUGCUCAAUGCCGUGCGCUGGUUAGACGAGGGCCGUAACGGCUUGGUAGGCGUCCUGCCCCAGCUCGGCGCUGCCCACACCCUGCUGAGCAAGUCGGGCAUGCGCUGUGAGAAGAGCGGCUUCAGGAAGGAGCUUAGCGUCUACGUCUGCACCUCCUACAGCGACGCCCAGGCCGAUGAAAUCCAGGACUUUGUGGCCGAGGGCGGGGGUCUGCUGAUCGGGGGUCACGCCUGGUACUGGGCCCAGACAAAUCCGGGCCACAACACCAUGACAGAGUACCCAGGCAACCACAUCCUCAACAAGAUGGGCCUCAGCCUGAUGGAGAACACUCUGGACGCAGGCUGCUACAAGGCCCCAGUCCCGGGUCAGACCUGCUCUGAGGGCUUCCACUUCCGCCAUCUGCUGCGCCGCUUUGCCGGCCACGUGACCCAGGGCGAGACGCUGACGGAGCAUGAGGAGGCGGGUCUGAAGAAGCUUGGCAGCGACUGCGCCAAUUACCUGCACAUGCGGGCGCACGACUGUGCCUCGUACACCUCGGUGCUGGCCAUGCUCACUGACGUGCUGAAGGAGACGGGCAUCCCCCAGGUGUGCCACAGCUGCCCAGUGAUAAGCGGCAAGGACCACCUGCUGCUCAAUGUUGGCGCGCAGGUGUACAAGGUGUGCCAGGACCCAGAUGCCCUACUGCCUUACCUGAUCAAGGACCAGCCCAUGAUGCCUGCCUUGUCCAAUGCCAGGGUUAGGAUCAACUGUAAUACAGCAGGUCAGUUAGCUCUCAUUUGCACUCUAAAAUAGUGGAUCAUGGUUAAG